UCAAUCACCUGGUUAACGUGCAUGUCUGUCAGUCUCAGUCACGGCACGGUGUGUCGGUGACCUGAGUGUCCGUCACGGUGGACUGACAAACGGAGACUACUGAAUCCUGGGAUUGCUCUGGCGAAGGCCUUCAUAGUCUGACUGUAGCAGUACAGACCAUUGUAGAUGGCCGUCAGUAAUGGAAAAGAUCCUGCAGGCCUAUUUGAUGGGUUUAUGGAUACUGUAUCAUUUAUGUAGAGAUCUUUAGGAAUCAUCUGUUGAGGAGUUAGACCCAGAGAAUCAGUCUGACAGAUAGUUGUUGUGAUAUCAGCGCCGACUGAUACUAAUUACUAGAGAUCAGCGGUGAGUUUCCCAAAAACAUAAAGAUCAUAUUGGCAAAAUGGCAUAAAAUCAUAAUUUUUCUAUUGCUUAUGAAUGGACUUAAGAUGAUCUUCAUGUUUUGGGGAAAACCCUGAUCUGUUGAGAUUAGGCAUUACAUGAUACAGUAUCAUGGUUUCGCCAAAGCAUCCAAGUGAAGGAAUUGUAUUAAACAUCAAAUGACCUUGACUUGAAAUUGAUGCAGAGUGAAAACGUAAUCUAAAUGACAAAUGACCAAAUGAUAUAUACUGUAUAUAUUUACUCUGGGUAUAUAUCGUGACCUGUGUGUAUGUGUGCACUUACUACGGUAAUGGUUUAAUAGAAGGAUAAGUUGAUGAUAAGUUUUGCUGUUUUGUUGCGUUAGUUAAAAUACUGUUCCUGCACAAUACAAUAUCCCUUAUCAUUGAUCACUGUAUUGCAAAAGAUGUUGAUAUGAAAUGAUUUAAAUCACACUAGAGAACUGAGCCUGGAUCUGUGCACAAGGGUCACUUGAUUCCAAUCAAAUUAACUGAGCCCAUAAAAGCAGAGAGGGGCAUAUGCGGUGUGACUCUGAGUUUAUGGAGGUGCAUGGCCUCACUUGAUUCUUGACCCUUGUUCCAUUCUCUCGACAACCUUUUCACCCAAUCGAUUGGUCAAUCAAUAUGGCUUUUUACCUGCUUCUCUAUGCUUAUAAACUCUCUUUUUCCAUAGAGCUGUUGUCAGAUUCAGAAGAAUUGCCCGAUGAUGAAACUGUCCCAGGGGGACAGUCCGAGCUGACCGGACUAUUUGUAGAGAGGCCAGAGAGCACUACAGUAAUCAAAGGGAAGAACGUCACCUUUGUGGCUAAAGUGGACUCAUCUGACCUGCUGAGGAAGCCCAACAUGAAAUGGCUGAAAGGGAAGUGGCUGGACCUGGGCAGCAAGGCUGGCAAGCACGUGCAGUUUAAAGAGGCCUAUGACAGGAACUCCAAGGUCUACACAUAUGAGAUGAGCAUCAUCAAAGUAGUGGAAGGAGACGCAGGUGGCUACCGUUGUGAGGUCACCUCCAAAGACAAGUGUGACAGCUGUACAUUUGAAGUCACAGUGGAAGCCGUACAAGAGGAGCAGCCCGCCAACAUCCUGGAUGCCUUCAAGCGAUCAGGCAUAAAAGGCACCAAAAAAGGGGGAGAUGCAGGAGAGGAUGCAGGUGACCUGGACUUCAGUGCCCUCCUCAAAAAAAGGGAAAAAAAGGCGAGGGACGAGCCCAAAGAGGAUGUGGAUGUGUGGGAGAUCCUGAAGGAUGCUAAGCCAUGUGACUAUGAGAAGAUUGCCUUUGACUAUGGCAUCACAGACCUCAGGGGCCUGCUCAAGAGACUGAAGAAGAUGAAGAAGGUGGAACCCAAGAAGAGUGAUGCCUUCCUGAAGAAGCUAGAGCAAUGUUACUCUGUGGACAAGGGCAAGAGGACCCAGAUGCAUGUUGAGCUCCAUGACCCCAACGUUCAGGUCAAAUGGCUGAAGAACGGAGUAGAGAUCAAACCCUCUGCCAAGUAUGUGUUUGAGUGCGUGGGCAACAAACGGACACUCACCAUCAACAAGAGCAACCUGUCUGACGAUGCAGCCUAUGAGUGUGUGGUGGGAGAGGAGAAGAGCUUCACUGAAGUCUUUGUCAAAGAGCCCCCGGUCACCAUCACCAAGCUGCUGGACGAUGUGCAUGUAGUGGUGGGAGAGAAGGUGGAGUUUGAGUGUGAGGUCUCAGAGGAAGGAGCCAACGUCAAAUGGAUGAAAGAUGGAGUUGAGCUGACCAAGGAUGGGAAGUACAGGAUAAAGAAGGAUGGGAAGAAACACACUCUGGUCAUCAAUGAAGCAACCAUAGAGGACAUCGGAAUGUACUAUGUUUACACUAACGGGGGAGAAUCCAAAGGAGAACUGGAAGUGGAAGCCAAGGAGCUGGAGGUUCUGCAGAGUAUAGCUGACCUGUCGGUGAAGGCGUGUGAACAGGCCAUGUUCAAGUGUGAGGUGUCUGAUGAGAAGGUGGUGGGCAAGUGGUUCAAGGACGGUGUGGAGGUCAAACCCGGCAACCGCAUCAAGAUGUCACACAUCGGAAGGAUCCACAAGCUGACGAUUGAUGAUGUGAAGCCGCAGGACGAAGGAAACUACACAUUUGUCCCUGAAGGAUACGCACUCUCCCUCUCCGCUAAACUCAACUUCAUUGAAAUCAAGAUUGAAUAUGUUCCACGCCAAGACCCUCCCAAAAUCCACCUGGACACCAGUAGCACGGGCAGCAAGAACACCAUUGUUGUGGUGGCUGGCAACAAGCUCCGCCUUGAUGUGGAGAUCACAGGAGAGCCUGUCCCCACUGUGUGCUGGAUGAAAGGAGACACUGUGAUAUCGGAGGCGGAGGGCAGAGUGAGGGUGGAAACCAGAACCACUCUGAGCAGCUUUGUCAUUGAGGGGGCGGAGAGGCCAGACGAAGGCCAGUACUCCAUCAUAGUGACCAACCCAGCUGGAGAGGACAGAGCUGAGCUCAAUGUCAAGAUUGUUGAUGUGCCUAACCCUCCAGAGAACGUCAGAUGUAUGGGAGUUGGCGAGGACACAGCCACCAUUACAUGGGAUCCCCCCAAAUUUGACGGGGGAGCGCCCAUCAAAGGCUACCUGAUGGAAAGGAAGAAGCAGGGUUCCUCCAGGUGGACCAAGCUGAACUUUGAGGUGUUUGAGUCAACCACGUACGAGGCUAAGAAGAUGAUUGAGGGUGUUUUUUAUGAGAUGAGAGUGUUUGCUGUCAACGGGAUCGGGAUCUCCCAGCCCAGCGGCAACUCAAAGCCCUUCAUGCCCAUAGCCCCUACCAGUGAGCCCACUCGUCUGACGGUGGAGGAUGUAACAGACAGCACCUGUGCCCUGAAGUGGCGUCCUCCAGAGAGGGUUGGAGCAGGGGGCGUUGACGGGUACAUAAUCGAGUGGUGCAAAGAAGGAGAGGAUAACUGGGUGGAAGCCAAUAAGGAGCCAGUGGACAAGAACACGUACCGUGUGAAGGGGCUGCCAACAGGAGAGAAGCUCUUGUUCAGAGUGGUGGCUAUGAACAUCGCUGGACGCAGCCCCCCCUGCACCAUGAAACAGUCUGUCAUCAUCAGAGAGAUCAUGGAGUACCCAAAGAUUCGCCUGCCUCGCCAGCUCAGAACCAAGUUCAUCAGGAAAGUGGGCGAGAAGAUCAACCUGGUCAUCCCCUUCCAGGGGAAGCCUCGCCCCGUGGUCAACUGGCUGAAAGAUGGUGAGCCCCUGGAGAAUAAGUCGGUGGGCAUCCGCACCAGUGACUUUGACACCAUCCUGUUCAUCCGCUCGGCAGAAAGGGACCACUCUGGGACGUACACCCUGUCUGUCCAGAUAGACAACAUGCAGGACAAGGCUGACAUACACAUCCAGAUUGUAGACAAGCCAGGUCCUCCUAUAAAUGUGAUGGUAACAGAUGUGUGGGGCUUCAAUGCUGCUCUGGAGUGGAAGCCCCCCAAAGACACAGGCAACACUGAUAUCAUCGGCUACACCAUCCAGAAGGCUGACAAGAAGACCCAGGGUUGGUUCACAGUGUACGAGCACAACCGCCGGCCAAACUGCACAGCGUCUGACCUGGUCAUGGGGAACGAGUACUCCUUCCGUGUGUUCAGUGAGAACAUCUGUGGCUUGAGCGAGGAGGUGGCCUUCAGCAAGAACACUGCCAUCAUAGGCAAAACAGAUCUGGAGUACAACAAACCAGCCUUCAAAGAGAAGGACAUGAGCAGCUCCCCCAAGUUUACAGCUCCCCUAGUGGACAGGGUUGUUGUUGCAGGCUACAGUACUGCCAUCAGCUGUGCUGUCCGGGCCUACCCUAAGGCUAAGAUAGUGUGGAUGAAGAACAAGAUGAUCAUUGGGGAGGAUCCUAAAUUCUUGAUGCAGAACAACCAGGGGGUGUUGACCCUGAACAUCAGGAAGCCCAGCCAGUUUGACGGGGGAAAGUACUCCUGUAAGGCCAUCAACGACCUGGGGGAGGACGAGGUGGAGUGCAGGCUGGAAGUCCGAGUCUUAAAGGAGAAGAAAGAAGGAGACGAGGAGAAGAAAUGAGUUACAGUGACCGAUAGAAACACCAGAAGAUACAGUUCUGCAGGAAUCAUAAUGGAUUAUAUAUAACAGGAUAGACGUGAAUAAAUAUGAUUAGAAUAAAAAACUGGUGAUGUUUUCUAAAUAUGCUCUCUCUAUCUCCCUCUCUUUCUUUCUUCCUCUCUCUAUCCCCCUCUCUCUCUUUCUUCCUCUCUCUAUCCCUCUCUCUCUCUCUCUUUCUUCCUCUCUCUAUCCCUCUCGUUCUCACAUCCUCACCAGUGGCAUGUCAAAUACCAUAUCAGUAAUAACUGAAUGAAUUAUGAUAAUAACACACCACUGCAUUGAGACAAGCUAAUUGAGAGUAGUAAUAUAGUACCUUAAUAAUGGCUGAAUAUUACAGCUCAGAGAUGGAUUCUUCUUAUCUGUGACAUGAACCUGUCAGUGCAACACACAUAAAACAGUCAUUUACCAAA
This is a messenger RNA of Oncorhynchus keta (chum salmon), 4852 nucleotides long. RefSeq names its product myosin-binding protein C, fast-type-like. The coding region runs from base 999 to 4403 and encodes 1134 amino acids. The record is from RefSeq and is a predicted model, not a curated record. Gene Ontology annotation, molecular function: protein binding. The transcript is spliced from 29 exons. NCBI's taxonomy places the organism in Eukaryota, Metazoa, Chordata, Actinopteri, Salmoniformes, Salmonidae.